Messenger RNA from Capsella rubella, 1637 nucleotides. RefSeq names its product importin subunit alpha-1. Gene Ontology annotation, biological process: NLS-bearing protein import into nucleus. The transcript has 11 exons. Gene Ontology annotation, cellular component: nucleus. Gene Ontology annotation, molecular function: nuclear import signal receptor activity; protein binding. Lineage: Eukaryota; Viridiplantae; Streptophyta; Magnoliopsida; Brassicales; Brassicaceae. Bases 263 to 1519 code for a protein of 418 amino acids. The record is from RefSeq and is a predicted model, not a curated record.
CUAUUUCUUCUCUCUUUUUCUCUGCACUCACAUAAGGAAUUGGUUGGUUCGGAAACCAUGAAAACAAGAGCUGGAUACAUGAUCGAACCGACUUGUUCUGAUGAUUGUGGUACUAGCAAAACCCAUCUUUGGCAUGGUGCUGGUCUUGGGAUUCAGUUGAUCUUUCUAGGGUUUUCUCUUCAAGCUUCGUCAGUUGCUUUUGGAGAGGUCGAAGAAGAGAGAAAGCCACGUUGCUUAAACCCCAAGCUUCGUCUCAGACGAUAUGAGUUUGCUCGAUGACCUUGACUCAGAUGAGCGUUCAAGACAGCUUUGUUCCGCUAUCAAGAUCAACUAUAUUCUACGUAAGCUAGGAACAGUGGAUCUUGAUGCCGAAGAUCUGAUACAAUAUGGAAUUAUGUAUCCUUUGGUUCGCUUUCUUGGCGCGGAAGAUUUCCCUGAGCUUAAUUAUCACGCAGCUUGCUGUUUAACAAGCAUUGCUGCUUAUAGACCGGAUCUGCUAGUUGCUCAUGAUGCAGUUCGUAGGCUAGUCAGGCUUCUUGAUUCAAAUAGAAAUUAUGUCCGUGAUCAGGCUAUAUGGGCAAUAUGUAAUAUUGCUGGUCAGCCAACACACCGUGACUUUGUUCUUGCCUCUGGGGCAUUGAUACCACUGUUGAAUCUACUGACACAGUCCAAGGAUAUUAACUUGUCGACGCUAAGAUUAGCCACUCUGACUUUGUGUCACUUGUGUCGUGGCAUGCCUCCACCUUACUUCGAAGAGAUGGGACAUGCACUUGAACGACAUCUUAAUUCAAAUGAUGAUGAAGUCUUGGGAAAUGUUUGCGUGGCAAUUAUGUAUGUGUGUAAAGGUUCAGAAGAUGAAUUCCUGGGUGUGAUCGAGUCUGAAUUUGUCCCAAAACUAGUUGAACUUCUCCGACACCCUUCCCCAGCUGUGUUUGUUCCUGUACUUAUUACCAUUACGACUUUAGUUAGAAACGAUCAUGAUCAGAUCCAAGUUAUGAUCGAUUGUGGUGCUUUACCCAGUCUUUGCAACCUGCUUACUGGAGGCUCUGACAUAUACAUAAAGAAAGCCACUUUCGUUACGAUUUCAAGCAUUACUGCAUACUUUCAAGAACAAACUCAGUUAGCUGUUGAGGCAAAUUUGGUUCCAAGUUUGGUCUAUCUUGCUCAAAAUACUGAACCGUACAUUAAGAACGACAUUGUAUGUGCAAUAUCAAAUGUGACCCUAGGUGUUUCUCAUGAUCAAAUCAAAUACUUGGUGGACCAAGGUUGCAUAAAACCUUUAUGUGAUCUCCUGGUGUGUCCAGAUAUGAGGACCAUCUCAGCUUGUCUAAAUGGUUUGGAAAGGAUUUUGAUCGUUGGAGAGGAGGAGAAGAAGAAGGCAGAAGACGUGAAUUCUUAUUGUAAACUGAUUGAAGAUGCGGAAGGGUUAGAAAAGAUUGAGAGCCUGCAACAACACGGAAGCAAUGAGAUCUACGAGAAGGCUUUGAAGAUUCUGAACACAUACUGGGCUGUAAUUUGAUGGGCUUUGAUUUAACGUGAAAGGCCCAUAAACCGACAAAUAAAUCUCUUAUAAAUAAACCCUAGAAAUCGAAACUUCUUGUUUUCUUCUAUCCGAUUAGGCUUUGUGUUUUGUCUCA